Messenger RNA from Rhipicephalus sanguineus (brown dog tick), 496 nucleotides. RefSeq names its product vacuolar ATPase assembly integral membrane protein VMA21. The record is from RefSeq and is a predicted model, not a curated record. The transcript is spliced from 2 exons. Bases 82 to 345 code for a protein of 87 amino acids. NCBI's taxonomy places the organism in Eukaryota, Metazoa, Arthropoda, Arachnida, Ixodida, Ixodidae. Gene Ontology annotation, biological process: vacuolar proton-transporting V-type ATPase complex assembly.
UCUGCCCAGGUGUCUAGCUUGCGAUGCACGUAAAAGAAAGUGUGCACUGGCCAGCAUGCCACUGGAUUUGGAACUGCCGAUAUGAAUUGGCUUGCUGAGCUAAGAGGUGCCAUGGCAGGCCCACUGGCCACACUUCUGCUGUACACGGCGCUGAUGGUGACGCUCCCUCUGGGUGCCUUCUUCGGAGCCCAGUGGGCGCUGGCUGAGCUGUGGCAUGCUUCAACUACGGCAUGCUCUGUGGGUGCCACCGUGGCCAGUGUGCUCUGCGUCCACCUGGUCCUCGGCCUGUUUGUCUACGAGGCUUACCACGAGGCCACCCCUGACCUUGAUGAGAAGAUCGACUGAGAGUGUGCUCCUGUGCAGCUCUGCCGCUGUCACUGCCACGAUACGCUCGUGUCAACACUCUGCUGCUGAACACGUCUACUGUGAUACAGCAACUGGAGCAGCGGGGCUUCCGGUGGGUGCGUUACCCACGCCGACGUGGACUGGACUGGUU